Molecule: messenger RNA, 6806 nt
Organism: Porites evermanni
Lineage: Eukaryota; Metazoa; Cnidaria; Anthozoa; Scleractinia; Poritidae
Source: the annotation of a GenBank genome assembly
AUGGAGGUAGACGAGAAACCUAAAAAAACUGACACAAGCUCUCAGGUACCAUGAUCCUUUUAUUUUACACUGUUAAGGUACCAAACUAAAGUUCUCAGCUGUAGCAAACAGUAUUGUCUUGUUGAUUUUAAAUAAUUUACUCAUACAUGUAUGUGUUUGCUUGAUCUAUAUAAUAUUGUACUAUUAUAUUGCGUUGAAAAAGUAUAAGUGCAGCUAAACAAGCUUUUUCAACCAAUGACUCUUCCAGAUCUACAGUGAUAGUACUUCCCUGGAAAAUGAUCAGUAACUAUGAAGAAAUUCCACGCAAUAAUUUAUAAGAAAUUUAGGAUUUUUAUUUCCAAACUUCUUUUAUGCUGUUGAUUUCACUUUUUAAUUUCCGCGUAUCUAUAGUAAUAUUAUCAUUAUCUUUGAAAGGUAUCUCAAAAAGCUAACUCAGGUGACUUCUGAUUGGCCACUAACAUCACAAAUCUCCUUGGGUAAUUUUCUAGUGAAACAGAUAUGGUUAUGACUUAAGAUCAAGAGUUAGAUAGGGCCUUUUUACAUCCGUCAACUUUUCCUUCAAAAAUCCCCCAUGUCAUUGUUUUCAGAGCAAUGAUAUUAUAUUUGAGACAGUGGUAAGCUCUUUUUCAGCCAGUAAAAUUAACCAGUAGCUGGCUCGUAGUGAUAUGCAUGCACACUCCCCUCUUGUUCUGGUUUUACAAUCAUGGCUUUGACAGGAAGGGUUGAAUAUGAGGUGAGUGCCAACAUGUUUUAUUUACACACUGAAACCUUUUGUGUAUUAUUUUAUUGCAGUUUGAAUUUUCACCUGCUGAACUUGAUCAUUCCAGUUACUGUCAUUUAAAAGACUGCCCCAAGUGGAAAUGCAAAUAUGUGAGUUGCUUUUCAAGUACAGUCAACUCUCUCUUAAUGGACACCUAGAGUUGGUCCCUACCUUUCUUUACUCCCUUUAUUUGACUCUUUGUAAGACAGACAUCUCUCCAAGACAGACACAAAGGUGUUCCGAAGUCCCAAUCCCAAAGGUGUCCAUCUAAGAGAGAGUUGACUGUACUGUUCCACCCAGAGGAUUUCUUGCAGAUGUCCAGAAGUGCACAGUGUUAUAAGUAUGAUAUACAUGUUCAUCAUGUCUGCUUGCUGGCCAUCAUAAAGUGUACUCAGUAUAAAAAGCACACACACAAAAACCCACCAAAACAUGCUUAGCAUUAUUAUAGUAAAACCUAUAAUAAAAUUUAAACUCAUCAACAAUAGAUGAGGUUGGGUGUAGGUGUCUUAGAGGAUAUCCAUAGCAACCGGUGAGCAGCAACCACCACCGUCACUGUCACAUUGACCAAAUAGAUCAGGAGAAAUUAAAAAAACAGCACAUACUUACCUAAAAGGAAGUGAUAGACAGGGAAGAAAUCAGCUCAGUGCAGGGAGAUGCAAAACACUUAAUUAUGCAAUGAAAAAUGCAAUGAAAUUCAGCAAUGUCAUCCCUGUAAAGUCAUCAAACCAAUCCAGCUACCAAGCCUUCCCCUGUAGAAUGUGGCCACUACAAUCAAAACUGCUGGCCGGCAUUAAUGUUUUAGACUUUAACUUUGCCUCUAAGCCUCAUAAAAAUCAAGCCAGUAAGAUAAAUGUACAGCUGAACAACCUAUAAACAAUACCCCUGUCUCUUUCCUUGCUGAUAUUUUCUACUUACCAUAGCUUAGGAAAAAUGAAAGUAUUGAAGCGACCAUGACAAAGUCUUCAUCCAAACAAAUUAUUUCGAGCACCUACAAAUAAUUAUGUUAGUAAAAGCAAUUGCGAAUAUUUUAAGGCUUGUUAUUAACAUAAAAGACUCAACACUUGAUUUAACAAUAGAGUUCAAUUGAAAGUGAUCUCUUACAGUACAAUUGCAGUAUGAUAAAAAACAGUAUUGUUUUCUGAUAAAGCAAUCAUUAAAUUGCAAGUUGAUUUUACAGCCUGAAAGCUACUGUUGUAGUUUUCAAGUAAAUCUAAAUUUAUUUUUUUCUGGAAUAAAAUAUGGAGCUAAUAACGGCUACGUUUUGUUUGAAUUUUUAUACACAAUCAUUCAUUUCUUUUUUAUUUUCUUUAGUAUAAAUUAUUGUUUUCAGUGCUGUAUCAGUAGUUGCUUGUUCCCUAUGAUUAUACUUACAGUUAAUUUAAUUUUAGAUAGAUAGUUUAUCUACAACCACAUUGCAACCCAGAGGUUGAAUUAGCUGAUUAUUUACAAAUAAUUAUGAUUACUUAAACAUACUACCUCUAAUAACCAGGGAUUUCCCACGUAUAUCUUGCAGGUUAAACUGCAAAUUAAAUAUCACAUGAAAAACCAUCCAGGAUGGGAAAAAUGUCCAAGCUGCAAAAGUGUGAGUGCCGUUAUCAAAGAACAUGCAAAACAGUGUCAAUUUCAAGGAUGCUGGGUUGAACACUGUGACAGAAUCAGGUGAUUGAAUAACAUAUGAAAUCCACGUUGCAUUAAUUAGGGUUUUGCAUGUCUUCAGUAUCUUCUUCAGUAGUGGUUUCUCAAUCGUUAAACUUGAGUGUGGGAGAGUUUGUUGUGGUUAUUAUUACACUGAACUUAAUUUUUACAUGUAACAUAUAUAAUAUGCUUUAUUGACCAAGGAUUAGGUCAAGAUGGGUAUUUUUUUUUUGGCAUUUUAACAGUCUGAGAAAAAGAUGGAUCAUUGUACAUUUCUGGGAAACUGUCCACCUACCCCUCCAGAAAUGUAUAAUGAUCCAUAAAGACAAUAUCCACCCAUCUCAACUGAAACAUUUUGUAUUCUCACCAAAAAGAGAACUUUCUCUUGGGGGACAAACACCGAAAAUCCUGAGUGCUUAAGAUAGGUCCACCUUGCCAGUUCAGAUAGCCAAUCAGAAAGUAUGAUUUGCUUAAUCUUGACUGCAUUGAAAAAAUGAUCGAAAGCAAUUUCAAGCUAAAGAAGAAGUCACCCAAAAUACUGUAUCUCUCCAACAUGACCCUUUUGAUCAACAAUGACCUUCAAAAACAUUUUUAAAAAAAUGGUCUAAUUUUCUUGGAUCUUUGCAUCCCUCAGUCGAUAUGUUGAUCAACAUAUCGACCGGUAUAUUGGUCGAUAUGUCGACUGUCACACAACCGAUAUCUCAGUUGAUAUAUAGACCGCCACGCGACCGAUAUGUUGGUAGACAUAUUGACCAAUAUAUUGGUCACUUAUCGGUCGACAUAGCGACUAACAUAUCGGUCAAGUGUCCAUCGAUGUGUCAACUGAGAGUGGUUGUCCGAUUGUCGGCCGACAUGUUGAUCAAUAGGCUACCGACAUUCCGCCGAUACUUCGUUGAUACUUGGGUACUUGGUGGACUGUGGCCUGCGUCGCAGACAAUUUAACUUAGGUUAGUAGCAUCUGCUGAGCAGUGCAGUUAUCCUUGUUCUGCCCCAUCUUCUCACAGGCUUCUUUGGGGGAAUUGUAACAUCUGUGUACCGACUAAAUCGGUGGAGUUUGUUUUGGCCAAGUAUAAUGAUCUAAUGGCUUUCAAACAAAGUGCGGAUCGGCAAGGCAAUAAAUUCUACCAUAUAUACUGACCAAAUAUCAGCCGAUAGUCAGUUGACAUAUUGACCUACACUCGACCGAUAUAUCAGCCGAUGCAUCUACUGAUAUAUUGACCGAGAUAACAGUCGCAUGUCGGUCAAUGUAUAUCGGCAGAUAUGUCAACCAAUAUAUCAAACGAGGGGUACACAAAUUACACAAGAUCCAUUUUCUUUCCAUCAUAACUUUUUUGAUCAACACUGGUUUAUUAAGGAGUAUAGAUGGGAAGAAAGAGGAGAAUGAUGGACACCUGGCCAGGAUUAAGAUGGAAGAGGAUUCUGAAGAUAGAUCUCCUGCUGCAUUGGACGUUGCUGAGCAGUACAAUAACACCGAUGUUGGAAAAGCAGCGAUGGAAAGCCACAAGGUUGUAAUUAUCAUUAUAACUCUCGAAGACAUGUCGUGAACCUGGUGUGGGGGAAGGGGUGGACUCUCCCAUAAAAAUGACGGGAAUGCUCGCUGUCUUGCUUAGGGGUGUAAAUUGCAGAUUUUGGUCUCACUUAGGGUGUUGUUUAGGAUGGAAAGUCACUUUAGUUGCUUAUUCAGGUAUCACCUAGGGCUGUGUAUAAAGAAAUUUACAGAAAAUGCUGUGACAUUGACCGCACAGGAAUCUAGCAUCUAAAAACAACACAACAUCCCUGGCACUCAUUUAGAUCCCUAGCUCUUAUGUAAAUGUCUAUUUUAGUAUGGUCAGUUUAAGCUCGGGCCACAUUCACAGGGGUUCAAUUUUAAUUUUCUGACGAGCAUCCCUGUCAUUUUUAUAUAGGAGUCUCCUCCUCCCCGCCCCCCACCCCCACAGUGGUUUUGACACGUGUUUACCUUCUUGUCCACUCAGUGACUAAACUGAAAUUAAAGUGAUUAUUGCCAACUUUUAUUAAAGAAAUAUGAUAGACUAUUUAUUUAAGUAUUUAGCAUUGGCUGUCAUGAUAAAGUGCUCAUUUUCUCUUGUCAUUUCUCAUUUUAAGGUUGAUGUUUCGCCUGCAGACCUGCAGCAUGCAUCAUAUUGUAGGAAACUAAAUUGUCACAACAAGAAAUGUAGAGAUGUAAGUUGUGGUUACAACUAUUAACAGUUGCAAUCCAUACUUAAAAGUGUAAUAACUUUCUUUCGAUUCUCUUGCUAGUCAUUUUAUAUCAAAUUUGUUUUAAUUUUAUCUGGUAUUUCUCAUACAUUUUGUUCAACAGGUGAAAUUAGAAGUAAAUCACUUUAAAAGACAUCAAUAUGCAAGAAAAUGUACUCGGUGUGCCUACCUGUUGUCAGUCAUACAGCAUCAUGCACAGACAUGUCAGGUGCGAGGGACAUGUCGAGUUCCAGGCUGUGAAAAUACUAGGUAACUACACUAUGCACAUAGACAACCUUUUGCAUGAAAAAGCUCCCCUCAAAAAACUGUUAGCUUACAGUGAAUAAGUGGCAGUUUCUUGCAACCCUCAAAGUUAAAAUUUUUGUUCAGUGGCCAUUUGGCGAUCAGCUCUUUGGGUUUAGUCGCCAGGGGAAAUUUUUAGGCGCCAAAUUAUAUUAAUAAAUUAAUAUAUCAAAAUUGUCAUCAACAAAAGCAGUUAGCAAGUUUAACUUAAAAUGCAGCACUGUCUAUAAAUUACUCGUUUAUUGUGCAAGGCAUUAGUUACUGAUAGUCUGAGAAUAAGGUUUGCAGAUUUAUCUCCUUGAAUCAAUACUGAAACGGAAUUGUAAAGACAAUUACCAUUUCCAGUUGUCUUUGGGACCUUCAAUCCUUCUGUAUAAUCCCCAGUUGGUAUAUGAGAGCAGAACUUAACUCAUCCUCUGUUAAUGUGUUCAAAAUUUCCCAGUCGCAACUUGAUAGGCGACCUAUUUUUUUUUCUGAUAUUUGUUUCGCAUUUCUUUUGCGACUUUUGUUGAUGAUGAACUUGUUUCCCCAACUAUCAAAUAUUUUUGGAGAUUUAAAAGGUCGUUUUUAAUAUCGCUAGACAUCGCGAAAGCCUGAAAAAGGCAGGAGAGUAUAGGAAGAUCAACAAGUUUUGUAAAUCAAAUCAUUGCUUUAUAGAGAUACGUGGAAAUUUCGCAACGAGUUGUACUGGGAAAAAAUGUUUUUCCCAAUCAAUUGAAAGGAACCCAAACAAAAAUGCCGCUUACAAAAUAAAAAUUUUCUUUUUCCUUUAUCAUCGCUACAGGUGUUUAAAAAAACCAUUUUUUGCAACCAGUUUUGCGAUGUUUAGUUUCGCUUACAUUUAUCGCUUUUGUUUACAAAACCGCGAUUCAACUCGCAGCAUGGUUCACAUGUUACGGUUAUCACAUAAUGUUCUGUGUUGAAUUUGCACCAAUUUAGCUUUCCCUCUUCAUGUUAUUAGAUUGUUUCAGUAUUGAUUCAAAAAUAUUUAUAAUAUGUAGUCCAGUUAAAAAACCACCGAACUUGGCUUGACAAGCAUUCCUAAGAUAUCGAAGAAAUCGUCACUGUCGACAAGCAAGGUGCUUCGAGUGCGUGCCAUUUUUCACGUGUCAAAAGUUAAAAUGUCACGUGCAAGGCAACAGACUGAAGGCGAUUUGGCGAACGAAUGCAAGUCAAGUUUCAUUGAUGUUCAUUUUCAAAACGCUAAGCUCUGAGAUUUUUUUAAGUUUUCAAUUUAGCAUGUUUUUCAGUGGAAAAGUAAAAAAGUAAUAGAAUUCAAAUCAGCUGGAAUAAAUGUUCUUCAUAUUUCAGUAGAAGUGAUUGCCAUUUCUGUUUCUAUACGCCAACACGAACCUAUUCUGCACGGUCGCCAGCUUGGCGACUAUUCUCGAAAUCAAGUGGCCAGUUCCAAAAUUUUAGGUGCCAUGGUGACUAAAAUGGUCGCAACUUGGAGGGUUUUCUUGGUGUCAUGGAUGAGUGCAAUGAAUCAUUGUGGAAGACCAUUAUCUGUUGAUGAAAAGUUGACCAAAAUUAAGGUUACAGAUAUUUAUUUGGGAUCAAGCAGUUCUACACAAUAUUAUAUUACUUUGUCAUCAUCUAUUCCAUGGAAUAGCCUAUUUUUACCUAUUUUUAAUAUAUGAUUAAGUGUUAUGUCCACCUUUUUAUAAUAUAUUAUGUUCUUAAAAGGAAUCGUGGAAACAUUGGGUAUCCUGUUCCUAGGCGUACAGUUCAACAGAAAGUUCCUGCACUACUAACGUGUACCUUGGGUAGAGAAAACAAUUUACUCACACCAGGGAAACGCAAAAGCCAACACCAGAAAUCGACCAGUGCAGAUAAUGGCUUUUCAAGCAAAAAUCCAUAUUGUGGCACAGUUCUAUUUUGGGUAAUUUAUUAUAAUAUACAAAUGACUUAA